Messenger RNA from Morus notabilis, 1015 nucleotides. Its product is annotated as protein PGR. Gene Ontology annotation, cellular component: membrane. The record is from RefSeq and is a predicted model, not a curated record. NCBI's taxonomy places the organism in Eukaryota, Viridiplantae, Streptophyta, Magnoliopsida, Rosales, Moraceae. The coding region runs from base 98 to 961 and encodes 287 amino acids. The transcript is spliced from 5 exons.
UCACACAAUUAAGCCACAGUUUUUCCUAUCAUUUUGCUCUGCUCCACUGCUCUACUACUGUGUCUUACUCUUGCGUGAAUUGAGAAGAAACCAGAAAAUGGAAAGAACUUUAAUGCAACCCUUAAUCGCCGUCCUAAUCUCAUCGUUAAUCGCCAUUAGAGCUUAUCGGAGAAAAUCUCUCGACCUCUCCGGCGCAAUCUCCGGCUUUAUCGUCAUGUCCAUCCAUAUCGCCGUCGGAUACAGAUACGGAGCAUUGAUACUCGUGUUCUUCUUCACUUCGUCGAAGCUGACAAAGGUUGGGGAAGAGAAAAAGCGUCGCGUUGACGCCGAUUUCAAGGAAGGUGGACAAAGAAAUUGGGUACAAGUUCUUUCGAAUAGUGGCAUUGCAACGAUUUUUGUGUUGAUUAUAUGGAGAUUAACGGAAUGGGAAGAAAAGUGCCUGGAUUCGAAGAAUUCGGUUCUGAUUACGGCGCUGAUUGGUGGGGUUAUCGGUCACUAUGCGUGUUGCAAUGGAGAUACCUGGUCUUCUGAGCUUGGGGUGCUUAGUGAUGCUCAACCUCGAUUGAUCACAACCUUUAAGCCUGUUCGGAAGGGUACGAAUGGAGGCGUUACAAAAACUGGACUCCUAGCUGCUGCAGCUGCAGGAAGUGUCAUCGGGCUGACAUUUGUGGUCCUUGGAUUUCUCACUGCAAAAUGCACGUAUGAUGCAGCUUUGAAGCAGCUAUUGGUAGUACCUCUUUCCACUAUAGCUGGACUAUUAGGUAGCAUGAUUGAUUCUCUUUUGGGAGCUACCCUGCAAUUCAGUGGAUUCUGCACUGUUCGUAAUAAGGUUGUUGGAAAACCAGGACCAACGGUCAAGAAGAUUUCAGGUCUAAACUUUCUUGACAAUAACUUGGUGAACGCGGUGUCUAUACUGCUGACCAUAAUUUUGACUUCCAUUGCUUGCGUGUACAUUUUCUGAGAUUGACCAAUUCAGAUGAAUGGCAAUGUGGUAACGAGUUCAAAUGGUUCUGAA